Porites evermanni is the source of this 12783-nucleotide messenger RNA. The record is from the annotation of a GenBank genome assembly. NCBI's taxonomy places the organism in Eukaryota, Metazoa, Cnidaria, Anthozoa, Scleractinia, Poritidae.
GCACUCAAUACACUCGACUUUUCAGUAGACUUGCGAUCCGCGAACAAGGCAGCGAUCAUGGGUGUUGUUCUUCACUACAGUAUUUUCUUUAUGCUGUACAUACAUUCUUUAAGAAUUUGCUUCGGUUGUUUGGAUGGUAAGUUCUUCUUUUUCCGCCUUGUGGUUUCAAUCAUAUUUGGCUCGCUAUAGUUCCAAAAACUGAGCGUCAAAAUAGUGACAAACACAUUUAUGACCUGAAAGAAGAUAAAAAAAAAAAUUAAAAUUAGCUAGACCGACUAUAAAAAUUGGAACAAAGAGUAGCUGCUAAAUUUUCUGCUCUAAUAUACUGCCCAUGAAUAUGACUUUUUUACGGCUUACGGUUAAUUUCUCUUCUUUACAGUUAACAGACAUAUGCAAAAAAGUCACUUCACAUGCCAGAAGUUCCGCAGAAUUAGUUUUCGUGGUUGCAAAAUUUUUUAAGGCUCGUAGGACUCCGAGGAUCGUCGUUCCCGGAGGGGAGAAAACGCAAAAAGUUCUAAACAAGCGUUUUCAAAACUCCAUAAAUGACAAAUUUCGGUUGGGGACCAGCUUUUUACACUGUUAACGUCUUUUUACAUUUUCUAGCGAUAAACCCAUCUUUGUAGGCUUUCUUUGUUUAUUUAGCCUGUUACGUCUGGUCGCUGGCAAAAUGAUUGCUCUACAAGAAUCUACAGUUGAAGAAAAGAAAAGAGACUCUAGCUAUUAUUAGUGAGAAAAAAAAGCUGGUAACAAUGUCGGUGUGCUAGGAGCUUUGAGUCCCUCUUUCCCUCUUAUUUCUUUUCGUUUCUUGUUAGUUCGACUUGUCACUUCCCUUCCGCAGGCCAAGGCUCCUUAUUGUCUGUUCUUAUUAUCUUUAUUUUUACUUUGGACCCCCUACCAUGUUAACACUCUACGUUAAUGCGACCCUAGUUGUACCCCUCUUUAGUUAAGUUGACGAAUCCUUUUCUAGCUCGAAAAUGUCCUGCCAUUUCCUUAUUCGAAAACCUCGUUCAACAUGACCACUUACUUUUAUGGAGCUAUAUGGGUUGUACAACGUUGAUUAAUACGACCAUAUUUUUAAAGCCCAACGGUCAUCGUAUUAACGCGAAUUUUAUUCUACUCAACUGUCCUUGUUUCCUUUGUGGUCCAUUUAAUAUAUAUGUUUAAGACGUUCACUGAAUGUUGGCCUUUUUUCAGAAAAAAUAUAAAUGUACUCGUAGACGGUUAAGGCUAAAUAAAUGUUAUUUAUUUUGUCCUCUUUGGGCGUGAGUCAGUGUUGAUUAGCGUUAUAGAAGUUUUCCUUUGAAUUCAGAAAAUCUAUUUUAUGUUUUAUUCUAUUUAAUGCAAGGAUUUGUUUAUUCAUUCAAUCAUGCAGCUUCUAAACAGACUGACUAAUUAACAUGGCAACCUAAUGAAUGUUGAAUUAGAGGAAACAAGAACGCGCUUACAGGGGCAUUCAAGUCUCGCCUGAAAGGAGAUUAGAUCGAGAAAUGAGGAGGCGAUUAAUUCUGCAAGAAACAUGAUUUACUCGCUAAAGGUUUUUUACUUCCUACUUUAUCGACGUCGAUACUUUUUAUUUGUUUCUGAAUUGAUUUAGUACGCGUGUUAGCGACAACCAAAAAUACCUCUCCGGUAGCAGGCUAUACGCGCGCAUAAACACACGAAAAUUCAAGGGCCUCGAUUCCAGAGAAAUUACAUGCCAGAUAUCGAAAAAGUGAUUUACAUGCACGUCAUUUCAAUCAUCGCCGAAAAUAAAUCGCAUGCUCAUCACAACACUCAUUUGCAUACAGUGAAUUAUGCAGUUGCCAGCGGACUCAACGAACAACAUGGAAACCUAUUUAAAAGUUAAAUAACAGGAGACAAGUGUGAGAAAAUUUUUAACAAAAUUAAUAUAAAAUUGAGUUUCGAUGUUGUCACUGCGGAUUAACCCUCACAUCAUAAACUGUUCACAAGGAGAAAGUUUCUAAGAAACAAAGAAUUCUGUUAUUUGCGUGAUAAGGGAAAAAUAUUUUCACAAUAAACACGACAGGUUACCACUUUUCAAGACAGGUGGCCAUGGGCAUAUCAUCUUCCUGUUUUCUUGUUUUCAGCCUUUUCAUCUGGCUUUUACAAACUUUAAAACGAGUCAUCGUCUUUUUUCCUUAAAAAUGGGGUUUUCUUUAUAGAGCUCGACCAAUUGACAGAAAAAUAUUGGGUCUAGAGAGCUAACAAUUAUAUCCAUCUCCUUGUUGUCAUUUUUUGAUAUACUUUGCUGUUUUAAUAAGCCAGUUUGAAGAAUAAAAUAUACUCUUCCAGGAAGAUCAUCAGCGAUUCCAAAAACCCAGCAAGUUUAAUUAAUAUAAAUAGAAGUUUCAUCAAAUUUCAGAUAAAACGUGGCUGAAAGAGCCGGAGUGUAAACUAAAAUAUAAGUUUUUACGUUCCAUGAACUUCAAUCUUGUUUACAAAGGACAGUUGCUUUAUAUUUAUCGAAGCUCUUUUUGUCGCCCAAAAAAAGUCAGAAUUGCUAAAUGAAAUUUUUCCUUUUUUAAUUCAGAUAAUUGCCGCGUACUGGCGUUUCCGAGUUAUUUCCUAAUUGCUGACAAGUGUUUGGAGAGCCACACGAUCUUAAUUGUCCAACAUGUCCAAGAUAUCAGUCUUUGUAAACUGCUUUGUUACAACGAACCAAACUGCGUCAGUGUGAAUUACGAGAUACAAACAAAAAAACGAUGUGAACUGAACAAUUCAACACACCUAGCGCACGAUGCAGACUUUAAAGAGAGGGAAGGCUGCUUAUAUCAUGGAGCAACUGUAAGUUUUUUGUCUUCUCUUUUCUUGUCUUUUUUUCUUUUAUGAUCUGUUUUCAUCAUCUUCAAGACCAUGGAUCAUUAUCUCAUCAUAGUCAUCAUUAUCACAGGAGAUGGCGUCUUCGUCAUUAGGAGUGAACGUCUCUUAAAAAAGUUAACUCAGGCUGUUUCAAAAUUCAUAGCUUAUUUUCCAUGUCGCGAUUUGUCAAAUGUUGGUGAAUCAGUUCGGGUGUUAAGUUAAAAAAAAAAAAGAAAAGAAUCAGAAAUCGUUGUCCAGAAACGUGAAAUUAGGCAGGUCAUGAGACGACACGAACGAAAUAUACAAUUAAGCUUAAUCCACAAGCAAAGUUUUUUUUUUAAUUUGGUAAACUAAACCUAUUUGCUUUUUCGACGUUUUCGUUGUCUUCGACGUCAUCGUUGUUUAAGCUCCCUAUUAUCAUCAUCAUCUUCGUGAUAAUUACUAUCAUCCUCAUCAUUAUCGUCAUCUUCAUCUUGUAGUUUAUAGUUGACGCUCGAUCAUGAAGGUUUGGCGUAACUUCUGUUACAAAUCAGACCUGAUUUUUGUUCUUUUUAAAGAGUGCUUGUAAUAAUCCCCGUUGCCAUAACAACGGUACCUGUCAGUCUGGACUCACAGAGAAAAAAUAUCGGUGUUUAUGUCCUUCUGGUUUCACUGGUGAACACUGUGAGAAUGGUAAGUUGUUCUUGAAAGUUACUUUCUUUUUUCUUUUCAUCCAGAUCCUUAGAUAAGUGGGGGCCCGGUUUCGAAACAAAAAUUUCUUCGGCCCUGAGGUCCUCAGCUUGGUCUAAAAAUAAGGGAGGGGGGGCCGGGCCCCUCCCCUGGAUCUGCCACUGCAAAUCUCUAUAAAUUUGGGUAACACAUUUCGUCGGAUAUCUCGUAUACGAAAUAUUCCUCUGACCUGAAUCUUGGUGAGGGUCUUUGCAUACUUAUCUUCGUUUAUUUCCCAGAUUCUAUACUUUAUCUAUUAGACGGUUUUGAUUCUUAUUUUGAUCUGUUUUGAACGGCGUGAUACUGAAAACCGGCAAUACCUCUAUGGUCUUUGCAAGGAAGUUCAUUUGAUUGAACUCGCGAGGGGCGGGAAGACUUCCAUAAAAAAUGCUAGUCAGAAAUUAGUAUUUUAGGAAACUAACCGGGGCGUGGCCUUUUGUUCUUAUCAAGAAAAUAUGACGGCAUUUGUUUUUUAUAUAUAGAGAGAGAGAAAGAGAGAUCUCUUUAGGAAAAAACCCAAACUCAUCCUCUCUAGCCCUCAGCGAUACCUUAAUGGGUUAAACAUUGAAUUCCUACCCUGCAUACCUCAAGUGUGACCAAAAUUGGUACGUUUUACCCUAAGGGGAAGCGAAGAGCAUCUACGUCACAUUCAUAUGGGAGUCCCCCAACCCCCGGGCUCGAGCUUCUAAGUCUAAUGGGAACCGAUGAAAUCGGGUUGUAGAUAUUUUUUGAUAACUCACCGUGAACACAGCUAAGGGCUAAAUUCAGUUUUAACUUAAUAAAUUUCGACGGAACAUAAGUUGUGAUGACAAGAACAAGAGUGUCAAAUAUCGAAACUGUGGGUCCAACCAUAAUCGUUUGCUGAAGAUGUCAAAAGUCUUAAUUUUCUCAUAACUAAUUAAGUUCAUAAGUGAAGGUGAAAAACAAAAAACAAAAACCAAAAAAGCAAAUUAAACAAUAGGUCAAUGUCUUAACAGACGGAGAAACAGGCUAUAUUUUUGCUUUGGUUUCGACACCAAUGUUUUCGCUUGCCACUUAUACUGUUACUAUCUUCCAGCAACCUCUUUUCUUGAUUUCACUGUAGAUAUAUAUUAACUGGGGAAAGUCUAAAACACGUCAAAUGCGAAAUAAAUUUGUUUCUAUUAUUGAUCAAUAUAAUUUCAGACAUCAAUGAGUGCAAAGAAGGAACCCACAAUUGCAGUUCUAAUGCGGUUUGUAAUAACACCAAAGGAUCCUACAACUGCACAUGUAAACCAGGAUAUGAAGGGGACGGAAAUAAUUGCACAGGUAAUUUCUUUCUUAACUUGGUCAUUUUGUAUGCCUUCGAAAGCAUUGCUGUUUUUAUUUUUCCGUAGUAAAAUGAUCUUUAUAGCAAGUACUUGUCAGAUAGUUGACCAUAUUACCUCAGUCAAAAUUUUAAGCGGAAUGUUUUAUAACGCUUGGUACAGUGUACCUUGUAUUUUCAAUGUUUUGUCGACCUCCCCCCACAAGAAUCUUCAUUUUUAAAGGAGGAGAGAUUUCAUGGAAGAAGAAGAAGAAGAAGAAGAAGAAGAAGAAGAAGAAGAAGAAGAAGAAGAAGAAGAAGAAGAAGAAGAAGAAGAAGAAAAAGAACGUCAAUGGCCGGCAUCAGAAACUUUGCUUUUUUUUCCUAAUGUAUUUCUUUUCAUACUGCAAACUAAGCUUGCCAUUGUUUAAUAUGAUUUCAGACAUCAAUGAGUGUAAUGCGGGAACUCACAACUGCAGUUCUAAUGCGUUUUGUAAUAACACCAAAGGAUCCUACAACUGCUCUUGUAAGCCUGGAUAUACGGGAGAUGGAUGGACCUGUACAGGUAAAUGAUGUUGUAAUGGCUGCAGUAAAGUUGGAAGUUAGACAGCUCCUAUGGAAAUUAUAAGUGCCGAUAGGACCCUCGCUAACAAAUAAUUUUAAAAAAAUGAAGUUCAGGCCAAGAUAACGUAUAAUAGACCUUGUCGCGGUUUUCGACGCCAUCUUGACGAGUAGGCUAACGUGUGAGAAAUUACAGUGUUUGUAUGAGAAUCUAAUGUCGAAUAAUUUCCGUAAACGGCUGUUCUAAAACAAAUGUCAAUUGUAAACUAAGGCUACAAAGCAAAGGAUUGUCUUAAAAAAUUUGGUAGGCUUACCUGGGCUUAAAUUUCUCCAGAGGCUUGCUUGAGAUUUUCCAUAUAUUUGUCUAUAAUUUUCCCGUGACUUUCUUACAGACAAUUGUAUACAAAAUUUUUAAAAGUGGUUCUAGGUCUUCUAGUGCAUGUAACGCCCUCAAUAUUUUUCAGUAGAAUCCUUAGGAGUGAAGCUUUAGUUUACAAAUCAUAUUUUUUUCAGAACAGCCGUUCUAAGGAAAUUAUUCGACAUUACAUUCUCAUACAAACGCUGUAAUUUCUCACGCGUUUGCCGACUCUUGUGUCAAGAUGGCGUCGAAAACCGAGACCGAGGCCGUGUUAUCCCGUUUUCCUGUUCAUCGGAAUGGACAUUUUGCCUUUACGUCUUUUAUAGAGCUCGACCAAUUGACAGAAAAAUAUUGGGUCUAGAGAGCUAACAAUUAUAUCCAUCUCCUUGUUGUCAUUUUUUGAUAUACUUUGCUGUUUUAAUAAGCCAGUUUGAAGAAUAAAAUAUACUCUUCCAGGAAGAUCAUCAGCGAUUCCAAAAACCCAGCAAGUUUAAUUAAUAUAAAUAGAAGUUUCAUCAAAUUUCAGAUAAAACGUGGCUGAAAGAGCCGGAGUGUAAACUAAAAUAUAAGUUUUUACGUUCCAUGAACUUCAAUCUUGUUUACAAAGGACAGUUGCUUUAUAUUUAUCGAAGCUCUUUUUGUCGCCCAAAAAAAGUCAGAAUUGCUAAAUGAAAUUUUUCCUUUUUUAAUUCAGAUAAUUGCCGCGUACUGGCGUUUCCGAGUUAUUUCCUAAUUGCUGACAAGUGUUUGGAGAGCCACACGAUCUUAAUUGUCCAACAUGUCCAAGAUAUCAGUCUUUGUAAACUGCUUUGUUACAACGAACCAAACUGCGUCAGUGUGAAUUACGAGAUACAAACAAAAAAACGAUGUGAACUGAACAAUUCAACACACCUAGCGCACGAUGCAGACUUUAAAGAGAGGGAAGGCUGCUUAUAUCAUGGAGCAACUGUAAGUUUUUUGUCUUCUCUUUUCUUGUCUUUUUUUCUUUUAUGAUCUGUUUUCAUCAUCUUCAAGACCAUGGAUCAUUAUCUCAUCAUAGUCAUCAUUAUCACAGGAGAUGGCGUCUUCGUCAUUAGGAGUGAACGUCUCUUAAAAAAGUUAACUCAGGCUGUUUCAAAAUUCAUAGCUUAUUUUCCAUGUCGCGAUUUGUCAAAUGUUGGUGAAUCAGUUCGGGUGUUAAGUUAAAAAAAAAAAAGAAAAGAAUCAGAAAUCGUUGUCCAGAAACGUGAAAUUAGGCAGGUCAUGAGACGACACGAACGAAAUAUACAAUUAAGCUUAAUCCACAAGCAAAGUUUUUUUUUUAAUUUGGUAAACUAAACCUAUUUGCUUUUUCGACGUUUUCGUUGUCUUCGACGUCAUCGUUGUUUAAGCUCCCUAUUAUCAUCAUCAUCUUCGUGAUAAUUACUAUCAUCCUCAUCAUUAUCGUCAUCUUCAUCUUGUAGUUUAUAGUUGACGCUCGAUCAUGAAGGUUUGGCGUAACUUCUGUUACAAAUCAGACCUGAUUUUUGUUCUUUUUAAAGAGUGCUUGUAAUAAUCCCCGUUGCCAUAACAACGGUACCUGUCAGUCUGGACUCACAGAGAAAAAAUAUCGGUGUUUAUGUCCUUCUGGUUUCACUGGUGAACACUGUGAGAAUGGUAAGUUGUUCUUGAAAGUUACUUUCUUUUUUCUUUUCAUCCAGAUCCUUAGAUAAGUGGGGGCCCGGUUUCGAAACAAAAAUUUCUUCGGCCCUGAGGUCCUCAGCUUGGUCUAAAAAUAAGGGAGGGGGGGCCGGGCCCCUCCCCUGGAUCUGCCACUGCAAAUCUCUAUAAAUUUGGGUAACACAUUUCGUCGGAUAUCUCGUAUACGAAAUAUUCCUCUGACCUGAAUCUUGGUGAGGGUCUUUGCAUACUUAUCUUCGUUUAUUUCCCAGAUUCUAUACUUUAUCUAUUAGACGGUUUUGAUUCUUAUUUUGAUCUGUUUUGAACGGCGUGACACUGAAAACCGGCAAUACCUCUAUGGUCUUUGCAAGGAAGUUCAUUUGAUUGAACUCGCGAGGGGCGGGAAGACUUCCAUAAAAAAUGCUAGUCAGAAAUUAGUAUUUUAGGAAACUAACCGGGGCGUGGCCUUUUGUUCUUAUCAAGAAAAUAUGACGGCAUUUGUUUUUUAUAUAUAGAGAGAGAGAAAGAGAGAUCUCUUUAGGAAAAAACCCAAACUCAUCCUCUCUAGCCCUCAGCGAUACCUUAAUGGGUUAAACAUUGAAUUCCUACCCUGCAUACCUCAAGUGUGACCAAAAUUGGUACGUUUUACCCUAAGGGGAAGCGAAGAGCAUCUACGUCACAUUCAUAUGGGAGUCCCCCAACCCCCGGGCUCGAGCUUCUAAGUCUAAUGGGAACCGAUGAAAUCGGGUUGUAGAUAUUUUUUGAUAACUCACCGUGAACACAGCUAAGGGCUAAAUUCAGUUUUAACUUAAUAAAUUUCGACGGAACAUAAGUUGUGAUGACAAGAACAAGAGUGUCAAAUAUCGAAACUGUGGGUCCAACCAUAAUCGUUUGCUGAAGAUGUCAAAAGUCUUAAUUUUCUCAUAACUAAUUAAGUUCAUAAGUGAAGGUGAAAAACAAAAAACAAAAACCAAAAAAGCAAAUUAAACAAUAGGUCAAUGUCUUAACAGACGGAGAAACAGGCUAUAUUUUUGCUUUGGUUUCGACACCAAUGUUUUCGCUUGCCACUUAUACUGUUACUAUCUUCCAGCAACCUCUUUUCUUGAUUUCACUGUAGAUAUAUAUUAACUGGGGAAAGUCUAAAACACGUCAAAUGCGAAAUAAAUUUGUUUCUAUUAUUGAUCAAUAUAAUUUCAGACAUCAAUGAGUGCAAAGAAGGAACCCACAAUUGCAGUUCUAAUGCGGUUUGUAAUAACACCAAAGGAUCCUACAACUGCACAUGUAAACCAGGAUAUGAAGGGGACGGAAAUAAUUGCACAGGUAAUUUCUUUCUUAACUUGGUCAUUUUGUAUGCCUUCGAAAGCAUUGCUGUUUUUAUUUUUCCGUAGUAAAAUGAUCUUUAUAGCAAGUACUUGUCAGAUAGUUGACCAUAUUACCUCAGUCAAAAUUUUAAGCGGAAUGUUUUAUAACGCUUGGUACAGUGUACCUUGUAUUUUCAAUGUUUUGUCGACCUCCCCCCACAAGAAUCUUCAUUUUUAAAGGAGGAGAGAUUUCAUGGAAGAAGAAGAAGAAGAAGAAGAAGAAGAAGAAGAAGAAGAAGAAGAAGAAGAAGAAGAAGAAGAAGAAGAAGAAGAAGAAAAAGAACGUCAAUGGCCGGCAUCAGAAACUUUGCUUUUUUUUCCUAAUGUAUUUCUUUUCAUACUGCAAACUAAGCUUGCCAUUGUUUAAUAUGAUUUCAGACAUCAAUGAGUGUAAUGCGGGAACUCACAACUGCAGUUCUAAUGCGUUUUGUAAUAACACCAAAGGAUCCUACAACUGCUCUUGUAAGCCUGGAUAUACGGGAGAUGGAUGGACCUGUACAGGUAAAUGAUGUUGUAAUGGCUGCAGUAAAGUUGGAAGUUAGACAGCUCCUAUGGAAAUUAUAAGUGCCGAUAGGACCCUCGCUAACAAAUAAUUUUAAAAAAAUGAAGUUCAGGCCAAGAUAACGUAUAAUAGACCUUGUCGCGGUUUUCGACGCCAUCUUGACGAGUAGGCUAACGUGUGAGAAAUUACAGUGUUUGUAUGAGAAUCUAAUGUCGAAUAAUUUCCGUAAACGGCUGUUCUAAAACAAAUGUCAAUUGUAAACUAAGGCUACAAAGCAAAGGAUUGUCUUAAAAAAUUUGGUAGGCUUACCUGGGCUUAAAUUUCUCCAGAGGCUUGCUUGAGAUUUUCCAUAUAUUUGUCUAUAAUUUUCCCGUGACUUUCUUACAGACAAUUGUAUACAAAAUUUUUAAAAGUGGUUCUAGGUCUUCUAGUGCAUGUAACGCCCUCAAUAUUUUUCAGUAGAAUCCUUAGGAGUGAAGCUUUAGUUUACAAAUCAUAUUUUUUUCAGAACAGCCGUUCUAAGGAAAUUAUUCGACAUUACAUUCUCAUACAAACGCUGUAAUUUCUCACGCGUUUGCCGACUCUUGUGUCAAGAUGGCGUCGAAAACCGAGACCGAGGCCGUGUUAUCCCGUUUUCCUGUUCAUCGGAAUGGACAUUUUGCCUUUACGUCCUAAUUAGUACAACAGUUAAUACAAAAUGGCCACAUGAACAUGUUGGUCACAUGAUCAGUGUUCAUGUGACCUAAAGUAGUCACCAUUUGGCAAAGACAACGAUGUUGAUGCUGUCGAAACGUCUAUUUAAAAAGAUUCACCUUGUUUAAUAAAUCACUUUUUUUUUCAACAUACACUCAGUGUAGCUAAUAUCGUUAUCUUACUUCUUACAGCUUCAACGUGCAAGGACAUUUAUGUUUAUGACAGGACUUUGUAAGUACAAGCGAUAGAAAAUAACUUGAUAAAAAGACACUAAACCAAAUUCUAAAAUAUAUAUUUUUUAAAUCUCUGAGGGUUCCAAAAUAAAAUUGCUAAAAUUUCUUCUUAAUUUUCUCCACUAAUUGGCAAGUUAAAUACAGGAAAAUCGGGGAGGUCAACGUUGAGAAGAUUAUCUGGAUUCAGAACAAAAAAUGGAAAUUGCUAUAAAGUCAGUAAGAAAAUAGCAGUAAACCAAAUACUUAAGCCAUACUCGUGUUCAACACCGGAGGUCGAAAAUAAAACAACAAAAUAAAAAAGAAGGAAAGAAACUGAAUGAGUUUAUUCAGGAGUGUUCGGCACUGUGGUCAAGACAAUUACAGCCUUUUUUGGAGUCAGCGAAAUGUACUAAAUCUCUGAACUAUAUAUAAAAAUUGGAGUUUCUGAUGUUUAGAUUAGACCCUGAACAUAUUACAGAAUCACUGCGAAUAAAACCGUUUUCAUAAGAUUGUAAAAGGCAAUCAGUGAAGAAAGUCGAUUGUCUCCCAUAGUGUCAAAUGUGUGCGCGACAUAAGCAUGCAAGUUUCAAAUGUCAUCCCUUCACUUCUAACGACCCGUUCAAUUAAUCUCCUUCGUACAUAAUUUUUUUGUGAAUAAAGGAGUUCUACCUACUUAGUAUUCUAAAAAACCUUACCCAAUAACGUAACUGUUACAUAAAAACAAAAUAUGUGAUACAAACCAGACGCACUUCUUUAUUUAUAGGGUUAUAUAUAUAUCGCGCAUUCCUAGCCUUUUUGCAGAACAUUUUGCAACGUCGUUGCAGAUUCUUCAGCUCAACUGCGGCGAUCCCGACCCGACUCCAAAACAUAUUCCCAUACCCAUAACAAAGAAAACCACGCAUAAUUCUAAAUUCGCCAGAUUUCUUAAGAAACUAGUGUGCUCUAACAAAAAGGAGAAAAAUAGCUAUGUCAUUCUGAAUGAACUUAGCCAUUUUGGUGGCUUGUUUGUUCAGGGCCAAAGAAAACACAGCGUAUUUGCUGGAUGUUGGGUCUACCAAGGUUCCCGUAUACUGUCACAUGAGCGAGCAUGGUCUUGAUACAUGCGGAGGAGGUGGAUGGACGCUGGUCAUGAAGAUCAAUGGCUCAAAGGUAUUAAAAGUUAAAUGUUCAAAAGCUGAUUAACUACGUGGUCGCUCGUCAACAAGCUUACUCCACCUGUUAAGAUAAACUUUUAAUGCUAGAUCAAAAUGCAGACUAGUAGAUGAAAUAUAUAUUCAGCUUGAGACAAAGUAUGAACAAGGAAAUGACAGCAGUAAUAGACUAGACAAGUGAGCUAAGGCAAAGGCGUUCUUGAGGGACACACGUCAACUGGAAAUGAUACCUUUUCCCUUUUAUUAUGCCUUAACGCUACCAAAUUUUUAUUGCUUAGUGUGUUGACUCAAACAGAGACGGUUUGCCCGAAAAUUUCGGCAAAACUACCGCCCAAGAAUGCAAAACGUCAGGAGCACCCAACGAGAAGAUAGUUCAAACCACUUAGACAUAGUAUUGUUAAACGUAUUUUAGUAUUUAAACGGUAGAAAUAGGCAUAUUUUUAUCACCUAGAAAUUUUUCAUCUGUUCGGAUUUCCUAGCUGAAAGUCUAGUGAUCCGAAAAUUAUAGGGAUCAAAACUUACCUUUUCGAAAAUUUCAGAUAGAAAAAAGGCUCCCGAAAAUUCUAGGUGACCUUUUAAGGGAAAAAAUCCGUUAAAAUGGGCAAUUAUACCAUUUUUUAGAUGUUCAAAAAUCCUAGGAGAGGCAGGCAAGCAAAUUUUACAACAAAUGUUCAGAAAUUCUAGAUUGCAAAUCGUCAUCCGAACAGAUAUUUUCCGAAAAUUUUUGUUGGGUGCCCCUGAACGUCGCUCAUCUUUGCUUAAACUCUCCAGUGAGACAGACCAAUUAAAACGACUCGACCUAGCUUUCCGACCAUAUUUCAGUGCCCAAACAUGUAUAACAGCAAACUGAUCAACUACUUUUUGUUCCAAAUGCACCCAGAAAACGUUUUACUACAAUUCCAGUCUCUGGAGGAACAAAGUCGACUUUAAUCUUACAGGAGGGGAGACUGGGUUGGACACUCACGAGACCAAGUUACCGACUUAUUGGAACACACCGUUUAACAAGAUCUGUCUUGGAAUGAAGGUCGAUCAGCAGUUCAAGUCUGUUGUCAUCAACUAUCAAGCCAGAUCCCUGUAUUCACUGAUCGCAGAUAACAUAUACCGAAAUACUUCACUGGGCCGUAACACGUGGAAGAAACUCAUUUGGUCUCAGGCCUCUUUGCAAACCAAAUGUAACAAGGAAGGAUUCAACGUUCUAUGUCACGGCAGCAGCCCCUCCAAAGCGAGAAUUGGUAUCGUUGCUAACAAUGAAGAUGACUGUGAAAGCUGCGACUCCAGAAUCGGGUUUGGCACUGGAGGGUAUUAUGAUGAUUCCAACACGUGUGGCAAUGAAGCUACUUAUGAAGCAGAUAAUGGCAACCGGCACAUAAAAGCCAUGGGAUACAUCUUGGUCCAAUAAUCGCGGUAAUUCGCUGAGAAACUGCCUUCAAACCGCAGUCAAAAAGGCAGAAGUGGCCCUUAAAGACAACUAAGAUACUUUUGAUUGUUGUAAUAUGUGGUUUUAAUCGAAGAAAGGAUUGGCGCUGAAAUAAAAAA